Molecule: messenger RNA, 1742 nt
Organism: Vespa velutina
Lineage: Eukaryota; Metazoa; Arthropoda; Insecta; Hymenoptera; Vespidae
Exons: 2
Coding region: 1-828 (275 amino acids)
Biological process (GO): regulation of transcription by RNA polymerase II
Cellular component (GO): transcription regulator complex; nucleus
Molecular function (GO): DNA binding
Source: RefSeq, a predicted model, not a curated record
AUGAGGGACGAAGUGAAGAUGGACGCGAAUCGGCUCAUCGCCGAAGUUUACAAGCGACCCGCGCUUUGGAACCAGAGACACAUAUCCUAUCAUAAUCGAGAAGUGACCAACCGCGUUUGGAUGGAAAUUGCAGCGAUCUUCAAGCUUCCCAAACCAGUAUUAAAGGCUAAGUGGAAAGGUCUACGAGAUACAUUUCGUGCCGAGCUCAAGAAGGAUCAAGUUUAUCGAAAGAGUAAAUAUCAUCGUAACAGACCAGUAUGGAUUCAUUUCAAGAGUCUACAAUUCUUAAAAGAGCAAAUGCUUCCAAGGCCACCGAUUUGGGAGCGUGGAAAAGCAGGUAUAGAUGGAGAUCACGGAUUAGGAGAAAACGAUUCAGAAGGAAUGUUGAGUAAGAAUGGUACGUCGUUGGGCAGAAGUUUGGACGAUAGGGAUGCACUGGCUGAUCAUUUGUUAUCGAUGAGCAGUGAAAAUGGAACGUUGAAAAUCGAUGGUAUCGAUCAUCGAGUUGACGUCAAACAAGAACCGGAAGAGAGCUUCGAUAAUUUGGAAUUUCAAAAUGUGACGGAUAAUUUAGCGGACAAUGAAAUGAUGUUGCAAAAUAUAUCACCUGAACAAGUGUUGAUGGGUGAGAAUGAUAAUGGUAUCGGAUUAACGGUUGAUCCUCUCGAAGGUAAUCGUUUUGACGAUAAUUAUUAUUUCCUCAUGAGUCUUUUACCACACAUCAGAACUCUACCUGCCGAUCGAAGAAUGUUACUUAGAAUGCAAAUGCAAGAAUUGGUUUACAAGGAAGUUUAUAAAAAAGGUAACGAAGAUGUCGAUGCCUCAUGAGAGAAGGAACUCGGACAAGCGUCACCUACGACGCCAAAUUCAAAGAAAAAGACGACCGAACUUCGUGGAGAAUCGAAGGGAGAUUUGUCCUCACAAUCUUCAAGAACGAAACCGUCUUCUUCGUCGAAAGCGGAAAAGGUCGCGUAGCGAAACGGAACGAAUAGAUACAUAUAUAUAUAUAUAUAUAUAUACAUAUAUAUACAACAGUCUUAACAGUUUUGUUCCUUUCUACGCGUGGAUUUCUACCUGGAGACAAUGACACUUUCCGUUUUGCUCGUAAAACCAUUGAAAUUGGCCGUGAAAAUCGGUAGAGAGUAGAAACGAAGACGACGGUAAUGAAAUGGUUUAUGAAUUUUUUAACAAAAAUUGUUUAAAAUACGCGCACUUUUUUUAAUUAAUUCCAUUGUAAGAUAUCGAGUUCGAUGAUUUUCGAAUGAUUUUAAUGAUCAUUCAUUUUCUUUUCUUUUCUUUUCCUUUUUUUUUUUUGACGCACGAAAAUUCGUUUUUUUUUUUUCCAAGGAAAUAGAAAUAAUUCGAUAUCGAUGCUCAGCUCGAACCUUGCGUAACGGUUUUUCGAACGAGCGGAUGCACAAAUUUCUCUUAAACGAAAGUUCUUUGUGCCAUAAUUAGUACGUGUAUAGUACGAGGAGCGCACGAACGGGCUUCCAAUUGUUACUUUGCUUUUUUUUUCACAUUAAUUUCGUCCAUCGACGUAUAUAGAUCGAUAUUAGUCGAUAUUAUAGUAUGUAUGUAAAUAGACAUGAUCGACAGAGAAACGAUUGAUCGAUUGUUAAUAUAUCGAAUGCAAGGAUAUCUUAUGCGAGAUCGUUUGCAAAAAAAAAAAUAUAUAUUGUCGAGCAUGUUAUUAUUAUUACCUCGAUGACUAUAAAUAAUUUUCAAAUUCAACCGCAUAA